AUGGAAAAUAAUAAUUAUUUUAAUAUUAAAUAUUUAAUAGAAAAUAAAUUUCAAGAAAAUAAUGAAUUUUUAUUUUUUAAAGUUUGGAAUAAUCAAUAUUUAAAACAUUUAAUAUGGAAAAUUAUAAAAUUAGCACCUAUUGAAGGUGGAGAAUUUAGAAUUAGUUUAACAUAUGAACAAAUUCAUAAUGUUAGAUUAAUAUCAGAAUUAGAAUCAUGUGGUCAACUAUUUAAAGAAAAACUCUCAAAAAAAGAAUUCCUUUCAAUACCAUUAAAAUUGAAAACUGAUUUCUUUUAUAACACAUGUCAAUUUCAAGUUGAAUUCUUUAAAGAGUUUAUAAGAAAUCAUAGAAUUCAAUUACUAUCACAAAGAAAUCUAUUUCAAUAUAUUAUACGUGCAGGUAAUCUAAAUGCAUUGGAAGCAUUUUUAAAUGAACCGUCAACAUUAAUAAACAACAAUAAUAAUAAUAAUAAUAAUAAAUGGGAAUUUGUUAGAGAUAAAACUCAAUUAGGUGAUUGGGCAGUCAGAGUUGGUAAUUUAAAAAUUUUAAAUAUUUUACAAAAGAAUGGAGAAAAAUCAUUGACAUUGGGUGGCGACGACUUAUUUAAUAAUUUAACAAAUAGAAGUUCAUAUGAACCUGUUGAUUUAGAUAAUUAUGCAAGUAAACAAAAAUCAAUUAUGAAUGUACUAAAUUAUCUAUUAGAUAAUAAUUGGAUAAAGUUGGAUGACUUUAAUAAUGUUAAACCUUUGAAAAUGUAUAAUAUAUUCUCUUAUAAAUAUGGUAUUGAUUAUUUUGAAUUUUUCGAUACGAUUAAACAACAUUUAAAAUUUAGUGAUUUACAACAACCAACAUCAUCAACAACAUCACCAUUAAUUCAAUUUCUAUCAACCAAUAUUUUUGAUGAUACUCUAACAUUUAAUCAUGUUUGUCAUCUUUUAAAUAUUUUCAAAUUUUCAAUUAAUAAAUUUGAAUUAAGUUCAACAACUACAACAACAACAUCAACAACAUCAUCAUCAUUAUCAUCAAAUCGUAUUUAUAAAGGUAUUGAGUUUAAUAAUGAAAAUGAAGGAAAUUCAAUAAUUUCAAAAUGUUUAAAUAAAGUUGGAUCUAAAUUAUUAGUUAGAGAAUGGUUAAAUGUUGUUGUUAAUUUUUUUAGUGAACAGGAUAAAUUUAAAUAUCAAGAUAAAAUUGGUGAAUAUAUAUUAUUUUCUAGUGAUGAUGAUGAUGGUGUAAAUGAAUAUUUACAAUUUCAUAAAGGUCAUACUUCUCUUUAUGAAUAUGCUUAUCAAUUUGGUGAUAUUAAAUUAUUAAAAAGGUUAAAUAAUGGUUAUAAUAUUACAAAUACAACUAUUGUUGAUGACCCUCUUUUAAAAUAUUCAAAUCCAUUCUCAUUUGCAAAGAAUAAUUAUAAUUUAUUUUCAAAGGCAUCAAAUGAUGAUAAAAGUAUAGAAUUAAAGAUUAAUUUCAUUGAUUGUUUAUUAGAAAUUUGUAAUAAAAACUAUCAAAUUAAUAUAGACAAUGAUAAUAAUAGUAAUAAUAAUAAUAGUAUAUUAGAAGGUUAUUAUGAAAUAUUGUUUUCUCAAGUAUUCACAUUCAAUAAUUCAAUCAUUUAUUCACAUUUAUUAAAUAAUUCCAAAUUUAUACCAAAUUUAACAUUUCAAUUGUUAAAGAAAAUUUCAAAUUUUAAAUAUGGUAAUCCAUUUGAAAAUAUUGAAAUUAUUAAAUUAUUAUUUGAGAAUAAUCAAAUAGAUUUUAAAAAUGAAGGUUUAUUAUUAAAAAUUUUAAUUUCAUUCCUUAAAGUAAAGAAUAUUCAAAAUUUAAAUUGGUUAAUUAAUUAUGAGAUUGGUAGUGAAUUUAUUUUUAAAAGAUCAUCAAUAAUUUAUAUUGAUGGAAUUCAAAAUCAUUAUGUAUUUUCAAUAUCUUAUUUAACAAAGAAUGGUUUCUCUUGUACGUUUAGUGAAAUCUAUAAAAAAGCACUUCAAUCUGAAUCGUUUGACUUUUUAAAGAUUUUAGUUGAAAAUAGGAAUGAAUCAAUUUAUGAUAGUUGUGGUGGUGGUGAUAAUAGUGGUAAAGAUAUUAAUGAAGUUUAUAAAAAUAUUGGUAUAAAUUGGUUUAGGGGUAGAGUUUAUUUUGAGUAUUUAAUUAAUGAAAAUAAAUUCAAUAUUUUAAAAAGAUUUAUUUUACCAUCAAUCUCUGAUGAACAAUGGUUAAAUUAUUAUUUUCAAUCAAAACAAUAUUCAAAAUUUUAUCAACAUGUUUCUGAUCAAUUAAAUAAUAAUAAUAGUAAAUCAUGUUAUUUAUUAUUGACUCAAUUUGAUUCAAUUUUUGAAGAAUUUAGAAUUGCCCCAAUGGAUUUCAUUUUAGGAUUAUUAGAAUUACUUUUAAAUCAAUUUAGUAGUGGUGGUGGUGGUAGUAAUAGUAGUUGUAAUCUUAAAAUUUUAACAACAGAAAAGAUUAUUAUAUUUAUAAUUAAUGAGUUGAUUAAAGGUUCACAUUUACCUGCAAUUAAAUUAAUUCAUGAAAAGUAUCCUCAAAUUUUUAAACUUAAACGUUCAAGUAGUGGUGGUGGUAUAGGUACAGGUUUAGAUGAUGAUGAUGAUGAAAAACCUCAAUCAGUAUGGUUAUAUUGUGCAUUGGAAACUGGUUGUUUGGAAGUAUUUAAUUAUCUUAGAUAUGAUUUAGCAUUAGAACUUGAACUUGAUAAAGAUCAAUCAUUUGAAGUUAUAUUACCAACAAUUUCAAAAACUUCAAAUUUCUUAUUUUUUGUGUAUAAUGUUUUCCCAAAUAUCAAUUAUCAAAAACCAAGUAAAAAUACUGAACAAGAUGAUCCUUGGGAAUAUUAUAAAAUUGAUUGGUUUUUUAAAAAUAUUUUAAUUAAUUCUCAAAAAGAAGAAGAAGAAGAAAAAGAAGAAAAAGAAGAACAAGAAAAUAAUUUUUUAAGUUAUGAAGAUAUGGAUGGGUAUAUUUUUUAA
Messenger RNA from Dictyostelium discoideum AX4, 2973 nucleotides. RefSeq lists its product as hypothetical. Lineage: Eukaryota; Evosea; Eumycetozoa; Dictyosteliales; Dictyosteliaceae. The transcript has a single exon. Bases 1 to 2973 code for a protein of 990 amino acids. The record is from RefSeq and is a predicted model, not a curated record.